AUGCAGCAAUCAGGAGCCUGGCCCGUGGAAGACGGGCUUAGCACUAGCACGUUUGCAAUCAUCUUGGGGAUUCGCACAGAGAGCGCUAGUGUCCAUAUGAAAAUGCAAAUCAACAAAGGCCUGCACAUUGCCCACACCCGGCUUCUAGAUGUCGCCAAGCUCGGUCUUCCUGCUGGUUGUGAGUUCUUGGAUACUAUCAGCCCUCAAUAUACCACCAAUCUCGUUUCUUGGGGUGCCAUCGGUGCUCGUACCACUGAGUUGCAAGUUCACCACAAGCUUACAUCUGCUCUGUCAAUGCCCACCAGUUUCAAAAAUUCCAUGGAUGGGAGCAUCGGAAUUGCCAUUGAUGCCUGCUGCGCAGCCAGGAGUGGACAUGUUUUCCUGAGCAUGGGCAAAGAAGGGCUCCGCAGUAUCAUUGAGACCACUGGCAAUCUGGACGUACAUGUCAUUCUAUGCGGUGGCGCCUCGGGCUUGAAUUAUGCUGCUGAAUUUGUUCAUGAAACCUGUCAGAAGCUGGUCAAGGCUGGUUUACCCCAAAAAAUCAUGAUUGACUGCAGCCAUGGAAACAGCUCAAAGCAGCACCACAAGCAAGCUGACAAUAUUGCACAUCAAUUAGAAUCAGAAGAUACAUCAUCCUUCAUUAUGGGGGUCAUGAUUGAGAGCAACCUGGUGGAGGGCUGUCAAGAUAUCCCUGCAUCUGGGCCCGCAGGCCUCAAGCGACAGUUCCUGUACUUGACUGCCUCCCUGAAGGUGUCUGGGCAUGGCGACAGUUGGUUAAGUCCAAUGCUAGAAGCUAGUAGAUCCUCCAUUAGAUGUACCAACUUUGCUCAGAUGUAA
Messenger RNA from Cyclocybe aegerita, 837 nucleotides. The record is from the annotation of a GenBank genome assembly. Lineage: Eukaryota; Fungi; Basidiomycota; Agaricomycetes; Agaricales; Hemipholiotaceae.